AUGCGUGUGUCUCGCGGGGGCAGCGGCAAGGAGGAACCGAUGCGCCGCACGCACACGUGUACGUGUAUGUCCGCCGUCGCUCUCCUUCUCGUGGCAGCCGCGGCCACGACGGCGGCACCCGCAAAAGCUCCAGUCGGCGACGGCGGCGGCGGCACGAACACCAGCGCCCGCCGAUUUCCAAAGUUCGGACUACGUGCGUCCGCCGCCGCGCCAGCAGACGCUUGCGCGCCAGCUGGUGCCCCCAGAUGCGUCGACGGCGCGAGUGACAAACUUCAACUCUGCCUGCAACGUGCGAAUCGCUCCAUUUGGGAGGGCGUUCUCUCAAACCAGCGCGGCAAUCCCACAGAGCGACCGGAAUGGGACGGAAUCGACUGGACACCGGUGGGCAAGGCUGGGCGCUUCAAAACGAGGCACGAUGUGACAGAGAGAUUCCCCGUGGGCAUGCGUUCGUACGCAGAAGUCAUCCGCUGGCAGAUGGCACCUUACGCGAAUAUAACCAGUCAAAUGGUCGACGCUGCCUGGAGCGUUGCCAAACAGAAGACGUCAGCGAGGGUGACGAUCCGGGCCGGAGGCAUGCGCGUUCUGAAUUCUGGCAGUGACAUCGGAAGAAGAGCGCAGGUGCUUGAGAUUCUUCGGGAGGUGCACCGGGACUCGCCGCUGCCCGAUGCUGACCUCAUCAUCUUGUUCUCAGAUUUAGCUCCGGAACAAGAGUGGGCUCCUGUGCAAUCUGGGUCGGAGCUUCGCCGCGCUCCAAUCUUCAUGGCUUCUCGCAGAUCGGAGGACUCGCGCAUCCUGUUGCUGCCAGACCACACUUUCCCAGAAUUCUGGGACCUUAUCGAACGCAAUGAGCACUUCUUGCUGAGUGCUGAGAAGGACUUCUCGCAGCGGAUACCCAAAAUGCAUUUCGUGGGCACCAGAAAUACAUAUCGAAACUCCGCCUGGUGCUUAGGCGCUGCGACCGCCAAUGGCUCCAUGAUGACCGGGCUUCUUACCGAAGCCAUCGGAUUCAGAGGGGGAGUUGAAAAAUGCGAUCUCCCCACGUGGCCAGAGCGGCAAGGCCGCAGCGACGCAUGUCACUACCAGUACCUGCUUUCUCCGGGGGGUGGUACCUGGCCUUCCUACUCCAACCGAUUCAAGAACCUCUUCGCCUGUGGCUCAGUUCCUGUGGUCACAAACACGGACUGGUACGAGUUCUUCUACCCACUGCUUCGCCCACACCACGAUUUUGUCCCUGCCGAGAAUGCACUUGGCUCUCUUUCCCGAUAUGUUUUCCCUACCGCCGAGUGCUUGCGCCAGUCGCCGCUUAUCGCCAAAAACAUAGCAGCGAACGCACGACAAUUUGUCAAGCAGCAUCUUUCGAAACGCGCCGUCAAGCAGUAUGUGCGCGAUCUUCUCGUUGCAUACUCGAAGCGCAUGUCAAUUCCACGACGCGGCCCAAAUAGAGUUACAAAGGGGGUUCAGUAG
This is a messenger RNA of Emiliania huxleyi CCMP1516, 1464 nucleotides long. RefSeq lists its product as hypothetical. The coding region runs from base 1 to 1464 and encodes 487 amino acids. The record is from RefSeq and is a predicted model, not a curated record. The transcript has a single exon. NCBI's taxonomy places the organism in Eukaryota, Haptophyta, Isochrysidales, Noelaerhabdaceae.